AUGACCUUUCCCAGUCCAAUUGGAGGCAAUAUUGGGCAGUGUUUCCCUCACCUCUCGCUUCUGUCACUUGCUCAUCCAGCUCAAGUCAACUUGCCUUGUACACGCCUUACUGCGCUCACUCACGCCUCAGGGAGUCCUUUCAGGUCACCCUUUCUCCUUGGAUAUACUUAUGUCUCCUUGCAGCUGCUGCUGGAAGAGGUGUUGACAGAGCACAAUGAACUGACCACUCAUACACCCAUGUCCACAAAUGUGACGUCCACAGAAGGUCCUUACGACAAAAUGCUCCUUCGCCACUCGAGCCCCACGACGGUAGUCAGACAUUAUCGUCCAGAAAUGUAUCUUCCGUGCCAAAAAUUUGCCCAGCACAUGCCACUCACAGGAUUGUCACUUGUCGGCCGAUGUCUGCUCCCAAGUAGUGCAUUGGUUGGCCGCGGUGUCUGCAUACAACAGGACCUCAUUGCUACUGGUGUUAGAGCACCGGAAUGCAUUUGUAUACAUGUUGAUCUCACCACAAAUGCUCUGUUUAAUUUCUGGCCUGUGUGGCUUCAGACGUCCGCCAUACCCCCGUCAAGCCGACGCCUGGCCAUCAGGAUGGAUAAUACCAGUUUCCUGUCCGGCCCUACAAUCACUUGCAAUGGACCAGCCCAACUGAACGGCUUGAUAGGUCCUGACCAGCUCAUAAAAGGCAACCAUCCUACCAGCACCGGCACCGGUACAGGUCCCGACCUCAACUCAGUCAUGGCCACCGGCACCACGGCUCUGACGUAUCCACUAACUUCGCCACCCCUCUGUCCACAGCCUUGCAGACAGACUCUUGAUGAUGCAACCAUAGCG
Messenger RNA from Protopolystoma xenopodis, 834 nucleotides. Lineage: Eukaryota; Metazoa; Platyhelminthes; Monogenea; Polystomatidea; Polystomatidae. The record is from the annotation of a GenBank genome assembly.